AUGGAGUGGACUUUAGUGUACCACGACGGGCCUUUCAAGGGCCGCGUGGAGCCUCUGAAGCUUUUGCUGGAGGACGCGGGCGCGGAGUAUGCGGUGUCCCAUGAGAACCUCUACGGCCCUGAGGGGCUGAUGGACGCAUUCCGCGGCAGCGCGGAGGCGGCGGUCAAGGACACGGCACCCUUCCCGGUGAUGUUCCCCCCGGUGCUGUGGCAUCGACCUCCGGGGAAGGAGGAGGUCUUCGUGAACCAAACGGCGGCGUGCCUCACGUACCUGGCUACGGCCCUUGGGUACCAGCCAGCCUCGGCCGCCGAGCAGGCGCGGGUGGACCAGAUCACACAGAACUGCGUGGACUACAUCGGGGAGGGCCGUGGGUCCUUCCACCCGGUGAACAACAAGGAGUCCUACUCCAGUCAGAAGGAGCAGGCGGACAAGGCGUCCCUGGAAUGGAGCAAGAGUCGAAUGCACAUUUGGCUGCAGCACUUGGAGAAGGUUGUGAAGCGCUCGGGGCUUGAGCGCCCUGUGGCCGGUGGCGCUAGCGUCAGCUGCGCCGACUUCAUGCUGUUUCACGCCUUGGAUGCCACGGAGGCCCAGUUCAACACCGAGUUUUACGGCAAGGCCUGGGACGCCGCGAGUGUCCCUGGGCUGAAGGCCUACAAGGCCUGGAUGGCCAGCCGUCCCAAGCUGCAGGCGUACUUGGCUUCCGACCGCCGCAAGCCCUGGGCCGGGGAUUCCAUGAUGUAA
This is a messenger RNA of Effrenium voratum, 741 nucleotides long. The record is from the annotation of a GenBank genome assembly. Lineage: Eukaryota; Dinophyceae; Suessiales; Symbiodiniaceae.